Molecule: messenger RNA, 267 nt
Organism: Aspergillus calidoustus
Lineage: Eukaryota; Fungi; Ascomycota; Eurotiomycetes; Eurotiales; Aspergillaceae
Source: the annotation of a GenBank genome assembly
AUGCUAAGCAUUGUCGACUACCAUGCUACAGCACCGCAGAGUUAUACCCGCGGUUGCCUCUCUGCUUAUGCCGAAUCCUUACUUCACGUCCAAGCACUGCAGACACAUCUAGCCAUGAGUCAGCGUCUUGCUCUAUCACGUCUGCACCAUAGAUUCCGACAAACCUUGUACGUUGGCGCUAUCCGUAACUUAGACGUCUCGUGUCGAGGUCGAUCUCUCCCUGCCAGUACCCCGAUCUGGAGUGUCCUCUCGGGGCGCUUCUCUUAG